Messenger RNA from Lathyrus sativus (Indian pea), 99 nucleotides. Lineage: Eukaryota; Viridiplantae; Streptophyta; Magnoliopsida; Fabales; Fabaceae. The record is from the annotation of a GenBank genome assembly.
AUGUUCUUCAAAUUGAAGACCCUUGAUGAUGUGGUGAGAUAUUACCAAAAUACAUAUUCAAUGUUAUCUCCGGCUAACGAUCAGCUUUUAUUGAGGUGA